CUGGCGCGGAAGAGUAAAGAAAAGAGGUUACGAAAUUUACGUGAAUUUAAACGUCUUAUUGUGUUUUAACGAAGGAUGUGCUGUCAACAGAUUGCGGACUAAACGAGGAAUUUCUGGGCGAGCUGCAAAUGGAUAUGUUAAAAUAAACAGUUGUCUUUUGGUGUUGGGACAACGAAUAUGGACUUACCAUGGAUUUACGAUCAUUUAGGAAGAGGCUUAUUGGAAACUAUUACCAUAGACAUGGCAGCUUCGUAAUUUGCUGAAAUGAACAAAUUUUAAUCAUGACAACGCCACUAAAGUCAGAUGAUCAGGAUAGUGGAAGUACAGAAAGACAGGGAGAACAAUUCAGCCCCAUGAGCUCUGCUCUAUCAUGGCCAGGUCCACGUACUGUCAUUGUCCCACGCACGGAUCAGGGGUUUGGAUUUACACUGCGCCACUUCAUUGUCUACCCACCAGAAUCCGCCACAGAUAACUUAGCGGAAGGAGAAAUCUUCACGGAUGAAAAUGACCCAGAAGGUCGUCGAGUCAAGCGCACCAAGCUGAGCAGCUUGGAGCCUAUGGACACAAUCUUUGUGAAGCACGUCAAAGAAUCGGGUCCUGCUCAUCUGGCUGGUCUUAACACUGGAGAUCGUAUCGUGUCCGUCAACGGAGAAAGCGUCACUGGCAAAACUUACUCCCAAGUCAUCGCUCUUAUACAGUCAAGUGCUUCUGCUCUCAAACUGUUGGUAGUCCCCAAACAUGAGGAUAUUCUGCAGAUGGCCUAUCAGACCUCAGUGUAUGAUCAAACACAGGAAAUGUUCCACAGCGACGGCGGUUUGAUAUCCGCAUCCCAAGGCAGCUAUGUCAAAGUGGAGCAUGCUGGGAUAGCCCCAACCACGGAGGUCACAGUCACAUCUCGCCGAGGGGGGUGGAGGGAAGAACUGAGACGGAAGUACUCCACCCCCCUGGAUGAGACCGGCUACGGGUGCAAACCUGACCGUGAUAUAAAGAGCGUCAGUUGGCAAGGAAGCAGCGGGUCGCCAAGAGAGCCAUUGCGUGGUGACAGUCGAAACAGUAAUGGGCGUAAAGGCUCGUUUGAUAUUCGUAUUUCUUACAACUAUCCUUCUGGAAAGGCUCAGACCAAUUACAGCCCUUCACAGAAGUCUGCAGACUACGGAUUAUACUACCCUGUGGUGCGCAAAGACCUUUGGGCAGAGCCUGCGGAUACUGUGUCCAAUCAGUCACGUUCAAACUCAAACUCCAUGUCGAGUCUGUCCGCCAGACAGUCUCAGGAAUGUGUUGUUCAGCCGCUGGGCUCGCAAGAAAAACUCGGUCAGUCGCAGUCGAGCUGGACACGCAGUGGCACGCAAGAUUACCCGAGUUUGAGACUGUCGCAGGAAAAUAUGUCGUAUUCGCGCAGGUCCAAAGAUGGCGCACUUCAAUCCCAGGAGGACGUUUGGUCCUCUCCAUACAGCUCUGCUCGCUCCCACACGUGGGACUCGUCUAAGUUUGCCUCCCGCACAGGCAAAGGCGCCAGUGACUCUGUCCCACGCUCUCUCACUACCUCGUCGCUUUCCAAAAUGAGGACAAAAGGAAUGGAGUACUCUCCCCCUGACUCGACGCCGUUGUCGAGUGUAGGGUCGAAUAUGAAGCCUGUGCGUUACAGCGUGAGUAGCAGCACCAGUAACCUGCCUCAGAAUGUCAGUCCCACGCGACUCAUACAGUAUGCUCCCCCACACACAGCUCUCUCUUCUCAGCGCAGUGCGAAAUCCACCAGUGCUGAUAACUUACAGAAUGCAGGGAGCCUGUCUGUGCAUAGGUCAAGCUUAGGUGGUCAAAAAUCUGGCUACGCAGUCACUGGGUCACGGAUAAAGGAUUACCACGAACCUAAUAUCCCGGGGCGUACGUUUGUGGUCCGUAUUGGAGACAAAGUGACAGUUUCCCCGCCCUCAGGGCCAGUAACACAGACCUCCUGCACAAACCCGGUCAGUAUGAACAACACUUGUAGCUUUGGAACUACAUUUGCUCUCACGAGAGCCCCCAGUGGGAAGUCUUUCGAGUCUCGUAAAAAUGCUCAGUUACCAGUGUCCGAGCGCAAGAAACAGUUUGAAGGUACCGUUAGAAAAGAAGAGGUACAGCAGGCGACUGCUUCAUCAGGCUCUUACGAAAUGUCCACCUCUACCAAACGCUACAAAACAGAGAUAGAGAAAUUGCAGAGUUUAGGCAAAAUAGGAGAUAUUGUUAAAAGAGUGCAGCAUUUUGAGGUAUCAAAUAGUAGCAGUAGUGAAUCAGGAACCCCACCACCCCCUAAUUAUAGCGAGAAGACCCCACCCCCGCACGAGAUCCACAUAACCACUGUCCCACCCAUGUACUCUCCUACUCACAGACAGCAGUCACAAAUCGGGACACGACAACAAGAACAACAGCAAGUGCCAUCACCAAUUCCCCAGCAAUCCCCAGCCCAAACUCAACAACAACAGCAGCAGCAGCAUCCACCUGUUCAGCAGCCAGCUAUCAAAGUGCGCAAAAUUUCCACGGAGCGUUAUCAGCCUCCUGGUUCACCAUCAAACAGUCGCCCAGACAGCACAGGUACAAAUGUCCCUGUCAGGGUUUGUCUUCCGCAGUCCACAAGCGCCCCAAGCUCUCCAACUGUGGAGGAAGCAAAGGGCUUUGAGGACGCAGCCUUGCGCUCAGGAAGUAAGUGCUUAAUGGACACAAAUGGAAUGUCCACAUCCAUGAUAAAUCCACCUUUGCGGAUGGAUUCUGUUGAAGGCACCUUUUUGUCCACUGAAAAUGUGUCGUCUUCGUCUUUGAACUCUAAUAACAGGCCCACAAGGAAGGUCUCCUACCUUACAGCUGUGAAUGCUCCCAUCUGCAAACAAGAGGAUCUAACAAUCCUAUCUUCACCUCAGCUUAUUAUCAAUGGACAAAACCUUGACCAUCAAUCUGUCUCCACCAAUGACCUUGACUUUGUGGGGCACACAGUGUGCUCUGUGUCUGAAUCACACACAGAAGCCUGUGCCACUCACAAAAGGUCAAGGUCAACUUUCAGUUUUUUCUCCAAUGCCACCAGUGGUCUCCUCUCUGCUUUCAGCACUCUUACAGCAGUCAUGACCGCGUCAACGGAGAAUCUGAACCGAGCUGGCUGCAAGUCCUCCGAAGAGUCCAUGGUUGCCCCCGGAGACGGCAUGGUCCCGCCCACCUCAUCUGGGCUCAAAUCUGCGUCAGUGCCAAAUGUGGUGAUGAGGAAGAAAGCUGAAGUAGAAGAUGAUGGCAUCAAGCUUCAUCGGCGGACGUCAUACCUGAUGGCCACGGCCAAGGAUAGGACUACACUGACCCUGCCACUGGACAAGUCUGCACCGGUCAGCACAGAAAUGCCGGUAAGUCCCUCCAAGGGCAUCAAUAUCAAGAAACAGAAACAGCGCUUUGGGGAAAAGACACCUCGUAUUCCUGAAGGUAAUGAAGGGAAGCGUUCAUCCCAGGAUUUGAACAGCCCGAUCCAUGAGGUGGUGAAAGAAGGCUUCCUCUACUGCAAGACCGCCAUCACAGAUGGAAAGAGAGCCAGUGACCGCUCCUGGAAACCGAUGUGGGCUACCUUGAAAGGUCAUGCCCUUUACUUGGUCAAGGACAAAAAAGACGGUUCCUGGAAUCCCAAUGACGAGCAGCUGAUCUCUAUCAAGUCAUGCCUGGUGGACAUCGCCAACGAUUACACGAAGAAAAAGAACGUGUUCCGUCUGAAGACGUACAACGGGUCUGAGUACCUGCUGCAGGCAGAUGACCAGGACGCCAUGUCCGAUUGGAUACAGGCCAUUCAGACCAACAACGACCCGGACGGUGAUGUAAGACACGAUAUUCGGGAAAAGGGAGUGGUUAUGUCGGACUUCAUGUUACGCAAAACCACGCAAUAUGACCAACAAGUGCCCUCCAAAACCUCGCCCCAGGCACAGCAGAAAAGCAAGAAGCUCUCAGGGUUGUCUUUCAAGGGUAAAAUGCCAUACUCUCCGAAUGUGAAGAGGAAAAAACCGCUAGACGAUGCGUCGCGCUCUAAAACCUGGAAAGGGAAGUUCAAGAGUUUCCGGCGCCUAGCUGGUGGGGCCAGUUCUGCGGUCGAGGAGGAAGUUGUGCCCACGGGGACAUUUGGAGUGCCGCUGGAACUCUGUGUGCCCUCUCCAGAGAAUGAGCUGGUGCCCCUCAUCGUGGAGAUCUGUACCAAGAUUGUGGAGGCGAGAGGGUUAGAGGUGGUCGGCAUCUACCGCGUACCCGGGAAUACUGUGUCAGUCCACACCAUGCAGGAUGAUCUCAAUAGGGGUUUCGAGAAUAUGAACAGUGAGAACGACAAAUGGUUAGAUGUGAAUGUGAUCAGCAGUUUGCUCAAAGCCUUCUUCAGGAAGCUCCCAGAGCCUCUGGUCACUGAGGAUUUGUACCAGUCUUUUAUCAAUGCUAACCGUGCGGACGACCCCAUGAGACGGAUGCUGAGCCUUAAGAGACUUCUGCACGAUUUACCCGAACAUCAUUUUGAGACAUUCAGACAUCUGGCAGCUCACCUAAAACUAGUCGCCAUGCACGAGGAGUACAAUAAGAUGGACUCUCGGAACUUGGCCAUCGUGUUUGGUCCGACGCUGAUUAGGCGUAAAGACGAGGACAUGGCCACUCUGGUGAAGGACAUGUCUGAUCAGUGCCGGAUUGUGGAGAGCGUCAUUGUUAAUAAUGAGUGGUUCUUCAGUUCAUGGGAGGAGGAUAAUGUGGUGCCAGUGGACGAUGCUUCUAUUGUCAGCGCUCCCGUCAGCAGUUCAAACAGUCUUCUUACCAGGCUUGCUGAAGAUGACCGAGGUAAAGAGAUCAAUCCGAAGGACAUUGUGUCUUCGAUAAUUCUGGCAGCUAACAAGAAGCUGAAGGGAAAAGACAAGAAGUAUAGUUCUUUGAUGUCUGAUGACGGUGACCUUGACAGCGAGUGUGGGCCAAACGAGCGCAACAUUGAUCAAGAGGUCGCGCGGAGGCGGGCUAAGUCUGAAGAGAUUCUCACGCAGGACUCGGCCUCGGAGUCAACCUCCACUUCGUCUGCAUCGAAAAGUUUCGAUCAACAGGAUUCUGUGUCCAUGGAACAUCACGACACGUACCCAUUCAAACUGUCCUCAGGAGCAUACAGUUCUGAGAGAGUUCCUCCCCUUGGCACAGAGGAGUACAUGGACUGGGUGUUCUUACGUACACACAGCGAUAGCCAACAGCGUGCUGCGACCUCAAACCGGCCGGCAUCUCUUGCUAGGCAUUAUUCAGACGAUUCGUUGUUGGACAAAAAUGAUGAGUUAGAAAUCUCUCUCGGGAGCCUCCAUAAUAAGUGUAGUUAUAGUCGAGAUAGAGUCGACCAAUUGUGGAGGAUCGAACUCGAGGCCAGAGCCUUGAGAGAAAAAGAGGAGAUGCACCAAAGAGAAAGCGAAAAACGCCGUUUAGAACAGCAGAGAAUAGAACAGGAGUUAGCGCGGACGAAAAAAGAGCUGGAAAUCGAGGAUAGUCACAGUUUGGAAGAUCUGCUGCACACAGAGUUUGCCAUGCAAAUUUCAGACUUUGCCGUGAAUCGAAUGUCUGAUUUGAAUGGAAGAGGCAUGGGGCCUCAGGACUCUGGAUUAUUGUUGUCAGAGUACAGUGCAAUGUCUUCUGACAGGAGAGACGCUGGGAAAUUUUAUUCCCCAAAAAUGGGUGGGGCUUGUGGCUCAGUAGCGAGAUUUGGGCGUCCAGGAAGGUACGAGCAUGAAGGAGGAGUGUCUUGUCAUUCAGGCAUUGGUUACGGCGAUCGUCAAGGGUCGAUGGGGAAAAGAGCGGGUUCACUGGAGACGAUUAUCGAUGUGAAGUGCAAUAAUGGGAAACGCAGCUCUGGGCAUCAUGGGAAAGGAAAGAGAGACGGUGAUCGGGGGUCAGGCUUCAAGCCCCUUGACCAGGCAGAGGGUAAGACCGUAUUGCUGACCCGCUCCAGCUCCGUGAGGCGAGGCUCGCUGGAUUCUCUUAGAGACUUUUAUGAUAAGCAGGAUCACCGCUCAUCGUGGGCGUCUACGGACUCUGAGGAUGGCUCUGAUCUCCUCACCAGUCUCACAACAACCUUUGACCAAAAACUCCAGAUCUUGCUCAACCCAAAGUUCAAGCUGACCGGCGCAGCCAAAAGGCAACUUUGUGCGUCAGAGAGCACAGGGUCUGAAACCACGGCGGAGGAGAACAAGGCGGAGAGAGAAGUUGUUUUUGCCCAGCCGUCUGCGGUAGCCAUCAAACCAGUGCCUCCUUUGAAGGUGGAGGAAUACACGGCACCCAAGCCUGCUCCUAGCAAACAGUUUACAGAUCAUUCCCUCGUACAGAGGCUAUCGCGACUGGGUGAAUCUGGUUUCGACCGGUCUUUCCGGGAUCCCAGCCUCCACAGAAUGCACAAACCCGAUGCCAAAAUUGGCAUUGCUUCUCGGUUUGAGCGAGGCUCAUCCAUCAAUAGCUCCAGCAGUAUAGUGAAUAAUGAGAUGAGCAUGAGCACUAGUUCCUUACCCAGUGGAUCGCUGGGGUACAGGCCCUUGUCCUCACAGAGGGAUAAAGGUGAUGGGGUGGACACUGGGCAGUCUAGUCUGAAGUAUGCGGUGGGAUUGCUAGGGAGUAAGAGCAGCCAAACCGAAGCUGGGAGCGCACAGAAAUCGUCUAGUGGGUCUGCACGUGCCGAAGGCAAGCCCUUCAGCCUAAGGGCGGAGUGCAGGCCAAUCACAAAGUCUGAGAAGACAGAAGUGAAUCUGUCCCCUGUCAAAACUGUCACGAGAGGACACAUCAGGGGCUCCGAGACAAUUCUCUUUGUUGGAGUCAUCUGUGGGAAAGUGCAGCGGCUCUGUGGACGAUCUCUGUGAGAAAACAUCCUCGUCGUCUCCACAGACGCCGGCUACUCAGAGCCGGAGAAAGGACAGGCGCAGUGCGAGGCGCCACACCGUUGGUGGAAUCAACGAUUCCGAACAUUUUAGUGCCAUGGUGCAAUUGUCGCAGUCUAAAGACGAUGACC
Liolophura sinensis is the source of this 6994-nucleotide messenger RNA. RefSeq lists its product as uncharacterized. The transcript is spliced from 21 exons. Gene Ontology annotation, biological process: signal transduction. Lineage: Eukaryota; Metazoa; Mollusca; Polyplacophora; Chitonida; Chitonidae. The record is from RefSeq and is a predicted model, not a curated record. The coding region runs from base 282 to 6845 and encodes 2187 amino acids. Gene Ontology annotation, molecular function: protein binding.